AUGGAAGUUCUAAGAGACUCUGUCGUACAUUUCACUUUUCAGAUGUCGUCCUACAAGAGAGCGACGCUGGAUGAGGAGGAGCUGGUGGAUUCCAUCCAUGAGGGCGAGGUGUACCCCAGCGGAGUCCAGGUGAAUCUGCGAAGGGGGCGUCACCGCAGCAGCUGCUGGACUGACAGGACGCACGUAGAGAAGAGGCUUCUGGUGCUGGUGGUUGUCCUCGCCAUCGGGCUGGUGGCCUGUCUGCUGUCCUUGGCGAUCCAGUAUCGGAAGAAUAAUCGCACCUGCCUGUCGGAGUCUUGCAUCUCUGUGACCAGCGCCAUCCUGCGCUCCCUGGACCGUUCUGUGGACCCCUGCGAGGAUUUCUACAGCUAUGCCUGUGGGGGAUGGAUCAAGACCAACCCGGUCCCCGACGGACACUCUCGCUGGGGCACCUUCAACGAGCUAUGGGAGCACAAUCAGGCCAUUAUGAAGCAUCUCCUAGAGAACACGACAAUGAACUUCAGCAGCGUCGCCGAGCACAAGGCGCAGAGAUAUUACCAGGCCUGUCUGAACGAGUCCAAGAUUGAGGCGCUGGGAGCCAAGCCCCUGCAGGACCUGAUCGAGAAGCUUGGUGGCUGGAACGUCACUGGGCCCUGGGAUAAGGAUAACUUCCAGGAGACGCUGGAGGCAGUCACCGCUUAUUACCGCAUCUCCCCGUUCUUCUCCGUGUUUGUCAGCGCAGACUCCAAAAACUCCAACAGCAACGUCAUCCAGAUAGACCAGUCCGGCCUGGGGCUGCCAUCGAGGGAAUAUUACCUGAAUAAAACUGCCAAUGGGAAGGUCCUUGCCGGCUACCUCAACUUCAUGGUGCAGCUGGGAGUUCUGCUGGGGGGAGAGGAGAACAUCACGCGGGCCCAGAUGGAGGAGAUCCUGGACUUCGAAACUGCACUGGCCAAUAUUACCAUCCCGCAGGAGAAGAGGCGAGAUGAGGAGCUCAUCUACCACAAGAUCACGGCUGGCGAGUUGAAGAAUCUGAUGCCAGUGGUAGACUGGAUCUCUUUCCUUCGAACGGUUUUCCAUCCUGUCGAAAUCAACGAGACCGAACCUGUGGUGGUUUAUGCGAAAGAAUACCUGAUGGACGUGUCCCACCUCAUCAACCGCACUGAAAAAAGGAUCUUGAAUAAUUAUAUGAUGUGGAAUCUGGUGCGGAAGACAAGCUCAUUACUGGAUCAGCACUUCCAGGACGCCGAGGAGAAGUUCAUCGAAGUUAUGUAUGGGACAAAGAAGACCUGCACCCCGCGCUGGAAGUUGUGUAUUGCUGACACCGAUAACAACCUCGGCUUCGCUCUUGGAGCCAUGUUCGUCAAGUCCACGUUUGCCAACAGCAGUAAAACCAGGGCUGUGCAGAUGAUAAAGGGCAUAAAGAACGCCUUCGAGGAGAGUCUGAAGACGUUGAGCUGGAUGGAUGAAGACACCCGCAAAGCGGCCAAAGAGAAGGCUGAAGCGAUCUACGACAUGAUCGGAUACCCCAACUUCAUCAUGGACCCCAAGGAGCUGGACAAGGUCUUUAAUGAUUAUGAAGUUAUUUCGGACCUCUACUUUGAGAACGUCAUGAUGUUUUACAAUUUCUCUGCGAGGGUGACCUCAGAUCAACUGCGCAAGCCGCCCAACAAAGACCAGUGGAGUAUGACGCCCCCUACAGUCAAUGCCUAUUAUUCUCCUACCAAGAACGAGAUUGUCUUCCCAGCAGGGAUCCUCCAGGCUCCAUUCUACACCAGCUCCUCACCCACGGCGUUGAAUUUCGGUGGGAUUGGCGUUGUGAUGGGCCAUGAACUGACCCACGCAUUUGAUGACCAAGGCAGAGAAUAUGAUAAGGAUGGGAACUUGCGUCCCUGGUGGAAGAACUCUUCAGUGGAGGCCUUCAAGAAGCAGACGGAGUGCAUCACCGAGCAGUACAGCAGCUACAAGGUGAACGGAGAAGCCAUAAACGGAAAACAUACCCUGGGGGAGAACAUCGCAGACAACGGAGGACUCAAAGCCGCCUAUAGGGCGUAUCAGAACUGGGUGAAGGAGAACGGAGAGGAGCAGGUGCUGCCGUCCUUGGGUCUCACCAAUGAUCAGCUCUUCUUUGUCGGUUUUGCUCAGGUCUGGUGCUCGGUGCGGACUCCAGAGAGCUCACAUGAAGGGAUCAUCACGGACCCGCACAGUCCGUCCCGCUACCGCGUCAUCGGCUCUGUAUCCAAUUCCAGAGAGUUCUCCAGACAUUUCCAGUGUCCGCAGGGGUCUUCUAUGAACCCCCCAAAGAAAUGUGAAGUGUGGUGAUCUACUGAAGAUUGGGGGAGGGGGUCAUGAUAAAACCACUGACAGGAGAUUGGGGGGAAGGGGGGUCCUUCCCAAUAUUGGGGGAUUGUUUACAAAUAGUGGCUGACCUGAAAUCUGCCUUAAAGCUGUAGCGACGUUUUCUAUGCUCAGAUAAUUCUGUGCACUAAUCCAUAGACGACUAUGCACCUUUCAUUACACGUCUGUUCUGCGGUAUGAGCUGCACUGGCGACGAUCGGUGACAUCGCCAAACCUCAGCUUCCUGCUUUUAAGGACCUUGUUGCAGUCUAUAGGGGCGGGCGCUUGGACAAUGGCCUCCCUGUAAUGCGAGCUCCUAAAAUGCACGACCGCUGAGGGGCGGAAUUGUGACGUCACAACUUAUCUCGGUGUAGCUUAGGUCUUUGGGAUUUCCACUAGAAGUGACUGUCAUGUAGGAGGUGAAGUGGUCGGCGCUGUAGAUCGGUGCUGGUCUACAGAGGCUGACGAUAUCUCGGGUAUCUACAUAUCUGGUGGCAAUCUGCAGAAGAAAGGCUUUUUAUAAUACACAAAUUACCCUCUAGGUGCAACAAGGGUGGUGCCGUUGCACCCAGAGGCUCCACCCCCUCUGCUAUACCACGCCCCCAGGGCUGUGACGGACAGGCCAGGCAAUGAAAACCUAUUCCCACCUGGCCCCGAGGUCUCACAGGAGCACGUUUGGAACAUACGCAGUAAAGGGAUGGAGACUGCCCAUCUGCCUGGCGGCCUCCAUCCCUUUACUGCGCAUGUGCCGAAUGUGCUCCCACGAGACUUCAGGGGCAGGUUUGAAUUUUUUCACUGUCUGCCACAGCCAUGGGGUUGCAGCAUAGCAGAAGGGAGUGGAGCCUGUGGGUGCAACGCCACUGGCCUCGUUGCACCUGGGGGUAAUCUGCAUAUUAUAAAAUAUCUUAUUUCUACAGAUUGCGGUAACAUAUGGAGACCCCAGAGAUAUCAUCAGCCUCUGCAGACAAGCGCCGAUCUACAGCGGCCGACCGUGGUAGGCAACGACAGAUGCUCUUUAAAGUGACAGGACGGUGGGAGUUGUGCUGCUGCCAUAUUUUGGAGAACGAUGUCUUAGCCAUAAUUGCAUCCCUCUCACUGUACAUAUUCGUUCCAUGUGUAUAUAUGUGUGUGACUUUUGUACAUAUUUAUACUGACUGGGGCCCAGGCUUCGUCCAUCUUUAGUGUCUUGUCA
Bufo bufo (common toad) is the source of this 3508-nucleotide messenger RNA. RefSeq names its product endothelin converting enzyme 1 (gene ECE1). Gene Ontology annotation, biological process: peptide hormone processing. Bases 1 to 2301 code for a protein of 766 amino acids. Gene Ontology annotation, molecular function: metalloendopeptidase activity. Gene Ontology annotation, cellular component: plasma membrane. Lineage: Eukaryota; Metazoa; Chordata; Amphibia; Anura; Bufonidae. The transcript is spliced from 18 exons. The record is from RefSeq and is a predicted model, not a curated record.